CGAAACCACCGAAGCACAAGCACGUGUAGUCUGAGCAUUUGUUUUGCAUCGUUGCGGUUUGCUUCCUCGGGAGAUGGUGAGGCUCUCACAUGGAGGCAGAGUGUGAGCAGGUCCAUGGAGGUGGUGGUGGUGAGGAGGAGGAGGAGGCAGGAGCAGAUGAAGCCAUGCUGUGGUCCUUCCAGGAGGCUGUGGAGAGGCAGACCCUGCAGAUAGGAGCGUCAGCCUGCGGGGCCACAGCUGUGGUGGACGUGCUGAAAGCCCUCGGCGUGGAUGUGGCCCCUGAGGAAGCAGACCGCUGCGUGCAGACCCGCCUGAGGAGGAACGAGUCCCCGCUGCCCGACUACCUGCUGUCCCGGAGUGAAGCCGGUGCGACUCAUUCUCAGCUCAUCCAAGGAGCACAGGAGGCCAGUAAGGGGAAGGUAGCAGGUCGCUUCUUCCACUUUCACCCUCGGCAGCGGCUCAGACUGAUCCCCUGGCUCGCACGCUGGAUCCGAAAGGGCGCCGUUCCCGUCGCCACCAUGAACAUGCAGCUGGCCGUGCCCGAGGGAGAGGAGGUGCCGGACGCCUGGCACCAUCAGCUGGUAUUUGGCGUUGCACCCCAUGCUGUUUUCAUGACCAAUCCUUUAGAUGUAGGAAGUGAGGAAGAGGUGCACCAGAGACUCUGCAGCGAAUCUGUGUUGCUGAUUCGUCGAGAAGAUGUCCUACAGAGACUGACGCCAGAUUGCUGUCUGUCCAGUUUAUCAGAGAGUCAGUCUGACCCGCGGUGGAAAGCCCUGGAUAUCGAGGGUCAAGUGAGGCAGAUGGCCCUCGAAGAGGAACAGGAACCAGAUAGACCCAAGCUAGCACACAUCACGAUCCCGGCAGCGUACAGCUCAGGCGUCACACUGUUCGCCCUGCGAGGGUCACAGUUAGGACACAAACUCCUCCAUGCCCCUGAACUCCCUUUGCUGUGACGCUACUGCCACUCGUGCACUUGAAGACUUUUUAAUGUGACAUGAAACAGAUAACAUACUACUUUACUGAUCCUAGUGUUGAGGAUUAGCGGAUACCCACCCUGCUGACUGGAAGAGAGGGCGAACAAAACACAUGAUAUUGUAUGUGUACCGAUGACGCAGCUGUUGCACAUAGCAUGUUGGACACAUAUGAACUACGUAAACAUUUGCACAGUAUAAGAAUGUAUUACAGAUGUGUGCUGGUGCUAUGAAGGGACUAUAAAACCGUGCACCACAAAUUGCUGACACUCUUUGUUAACACAUCUGUUUUCUAACCUAAACUGCAGAAUCACCCUCCUGCACCGUUUGAAUCAAGUGCCCACAUGUGGGGCUUCAUUUGCCAGCUGUCAUCAAACACCUGCAAAUAUUUUCACCAACACAGUCAUCCGUGUUCAUUUCUAUGACAGGUUUUUAGAUUACAGUCCUGUGUGAGUUCAUUACUUGAGUUAAGCAUGUUUGAAAUAACGAGAGGAGCAAGCUGGCCGUCUUCUUUUUGCUCCAUCCAUGCCAUCAUGUCAUCCUGUAUUGACCAUCAUCGCUCACUGUGCCAGAACUUUCCCUCAUCUGCUGCUUCCAGCCCCUUAACUAGAGAGGCUCCCUAUUUGGCCGCUUCACACCGCCUUACAUUUAACUUUAGGAUUGACUUUCAGAACGUAUUGAUUUCUCUCAAGCAGUAAAUGGCAGAGCUCCAGUUUAUAUUUCAGCGCUGUAAUUGCUGAUGGUCCGAAGCUUAUAUCAGCAGACCAAACUCAUCUGAUUGCUCUAAAGCAGGGGUUCUUAACCUUUUUGACCUCGGGGCCCAACUUUUCAAAUACAAAGUGUCCCGGGGCCCAUUCAAAUA
This is a messenger RNA of Anarrhichthys ocellatus (wolf-eel), 1833 nucleotides long. RefSeq lists its product as uncharacterized. NCBI's taxonomy places the organism in Eukaryota, Metazoa, Chordata, Actinopteri, Perciformes, Anarhichadidae. The record is from RefSeq and is a predicted model, not a curated record. The transcript has 5 exons. Bases 90 to 953 code for a protein of 287 amino acids.